GAGUAGAGCCACAUGCCGAACACCAGUAUGGGCACUGAAGCCCAGGUAAUCCAAUUCAUUGUGUACCAGAGAGAAGGUACAGGUUAAAGAUCUGUAGUGCUCGAGGCGUGGGAGUGGAGGAGGUUUGGGGGUGCAUCUAUCUAUGUGAGUCUCGCCGGUAGGAGCUUGGGCCCCUCUUUCCGAAAGCUUUCCGUGCGGUCCGACGCGUCGUGAAUAUUGCUCCUCCACUUCCACUGUCCAUCUCACAUCGCCACGCCUCCUCCUCAACGACUCAUCCCCCAAGCAAUUGGCAGCAGCCGGCCCCCUGAAUUGUGUCUCGAGCUAGCUCAUGGCUGGUAACCGGAAAGAACGCCGGGCAGCUGCCAAGAGUGCAAGCGUCAAGGAGAGGGUGAGCACAGCGUCCGGUUUCGAGCCGACGACGGAGAUCGAUGAGAAUGGCGUUGAGUACCUGUUGCGGCACCCGGACCGAUCUGGGCCGAAGGGAAAGACGUUGUUUGAACUUGCAGAAGAACGGCAAAGAGAACUGGACAAGCGGAACCCACACAAGCGCCCUCGAGUUUCGGACGAGAUUCCCGAGCCAGAAGAACCCAUAGGCCCUCUUGGGGACGCCAUCUUAUACUCCAUCACUCUUGCUACCUUGCACCUUACGCUCGAUGUUAUUGUGUACAGCCAAUACAGGGAAGAGGUGGUCUGGUCCGAAAUCGCCCAAAGGGCAGGCACAGCACUGCCGAUCUUCUUCCUGCUCGUCUAUAUACUUCACGUCGAUUUCUCCCGCCGCUUGCCAACCCUCCGCAACCUAUUCUUCUUCGUGGUGAGCGUCGUGGCGGGCUGUUACAUGGUAUACUCUGGAAAUGUGAACGGCUAUUUCUUCGUGAUGAAGACUGCGCCCCCCAUCGGAGCUCUCUGGAUCUGGAGUGUGGUUGAGAUGGAUCUCGCAUACGCCGCCACCAGCUGCGUUGCUGUAGUUGGCUAUUUAUGGUGGAAUGGUUUUGAUGCCUUUUAGAAAG
Westerdykella ornata is the source of this 1007-nucleotide messenger RNA. RefSeq lists its product as uncharacterized. Bases 329 to 1003 code for a protein of 224 amino acids. The record is from RefSeq and is a predicted model, not a curated record. Lineage: Eukaryota; Fungi; Ascomycota; Dothideomycetes; Pleosporales; Sporormiaceae. The transcript has a single exon.